This is a messenger RNA of Sciurus carolinensis (gray squirrel), 457 nucleotides long. RefSeq names its product protein dopey-1-like. Gene Ontology annotation, biological process: Golgi to endosome transport. Gene Ontology annotation, cellular component: trans-Golgi network; endosome. The transcript is spliced from 3 exons. Lineage: Eukaryota; Metazoa; Chordata; Mammalia; Rodentia; Sciuridae. The record is from RefSeq and is a predicted model, not a curated record. The coding region runs from base 140 to 457 and encodes 105 amino acids.
CUAGGCCCUUCGGCUCUGGGCCUUCGUGUCGCUGUCGCGGUUGCCAGGAGAGCGGCGCCGGCGGGGAGCGGCCGAGUCCACCGCAGGUAAUGAUUUUGCAUGACUUUAGAACUAGUCUUUAGUGGAACACUGUGGGAGGAUGAACACAGAAGAAGUGGAGUUAUUGAGUGACUCCAAAUACAGAAACUAUGUAGCCGCAAUUGACAAAGCAUUGAAGAAUUUUGAAUACUCAAGUGAAUGGGCAGAUUUGAUAUCAGCUCUUGGAAAACUUAACAAGGUUUUACAAAACAAUGCAAAGUACCAGGUAGUACCCAAAAAACUGACCAUAGGCAAACGCCUUGCUCAAUGUCUACAUCCAGCAUUACCAGGUGGAGUUCAUCGGAAGGCACUUGAAACAUAUGAAAUUAUCUUCAAAUCAUUGGACCUAAGCGACUUGCCAAAGAUCUUUUUUAUAUAG